Physcomitrium patens is the source of this 2523-nucleotide messenger RNA. RefSeq lists its product as uncharacterized. Gene Ontology annotation, cellular component: cytoplasm; cytosol. Lineage: Eukaryota; Viridiplantae; Streptophyta; Bryopsida; Funariales; Funariaceae. Gene Ontology annotation, molecular function: fructose 1,6-bisphosphate 1-phosphatase activity. The record is from RefSeq and is a predicted model, not a curated record. Gene Ontology annotation, biological process: fructose 6-phosphate metabolic process; fructose 1,6-bisphosphate metabolic process; gluconeogenesis.
UCCAUAGACGCUGAUGUGGCGGUGUGUUGUCAGAUUGCCGUUGCCAACCCCCCGACGAACCUCGCAAACGUACAGUCGACUCUGUUACAGCUUCUGCCCUGCCGCCCUACGCGUCGCAUGCUUCGACGUGCUACUCAUUUGCUCUGGUCCUCGCCCUCAAAGCUCCUUGGUAUGCGUGAGGCGCGGCAUUGUUGAGAAGCUGAGUAUGGCUCGUAAGGGAGAGGCUAGAGUGAGCUGCGUAAUUCAAGGGCACUGGUGAGGUGUAGAUUUUAGCAGGAUGUGGGGAUUGUUCUGCUUGAGCGACGAGACUAACGGGAGUUGCACGUUGCGAGUGAGAUUCAGGGGUGUUGCGUGCGACGAGUAUAGUGGAGUAUCUCAUGAAUUACUUCUUCCUUUUCUGCAUAUGCUUCCUGCCGCUGCUCUCCUUUCGAUGGGGGCGCGUGGCCGAGGUCCCGACCAAGCCAGAGGUAGCGACGCCUUCGACUAGAAGCGGCACGAAGCCCGUCAAUGCUCCGUCACCGAGCAUAGUGGCGCGCCUGGUGAGCUCGUUGCGGAAGCCCCCGUCUCCGCCAUCGCCAGUGAGGUCGAUUUUCCAGCAGCCACUGUCCUCGAUUGUUUUCUCGACUCGUGGAACCAAGGCGCCAUCUCCGCCCCCGCCGUCGACCUGGUUCUCGCCGCCAGCUCGGCGACAGAAGCCGCCACCCGCGGAGAGUAAGCCCAGGCCAUCGCCAAUGCCGACCUUUCUGACGCCUCCAUUCACUCGACCGCCGUCGCGGGCGAUGCCAAAUGUGGUGGCGCAAGCAGGCGCAGACGAGGUUGUGACGAUGACAGCCUUCUUAGGCACCGAAGGCUCAAAUGUAGGUGUGGAUUUGGUGGUACUCAUGACGCACCUACAGACUGCGUGCAAGCACAUCUCCUCUAUUCUGGCCUCGCCGACUGAGCUUCAGGCCACCUUGAAGGGUGCGGAUUCUGUCCAUGGCGUGGGGCGCGAUGCGCGCAAGCCGUUGGACUUGGUUUCGAACAACAUAAUUAAGGCGGCUCUGCGAAGCUCAGGGAAAGUGGCCGCCAUAGCUUCCGAAAAGGACGAUAGGCCUGUGUGGUUAGGGGGAGGCCCUUACGUCGUCGUGUUCGACCCUCUCGAUGGCUCUCGCAACCUCGACGCAACUGUACCUACUGGCACCAUCUUCGGAAUCUACAGGCGGUUACCAGAAGCUGACCACCUGCCCACGGAUGAGAAAGCUUUCGCAAAUGUGAUGCAAAGGGGGGAGCGGCUGGUCGCUGCCGGAUAUGUAUUGUAUUCCUCCUCCACCAUCAUGGCCAUCUCAGUUGGCUCAGGCUUACAUGGAUUCACUCUGGAUUACACCAUUGGAGAGUUUGCUUACAGCCACCACGACAUACGCAUCCCUGAACGAGGCCAGAUAUACUCUGUCAAUGAAGCUAAGUACUUCGCCUGGCCAGUGGGCUUGCGAAGAUACAUUGACAACGUCCGACAAGGUAAGGGCCAGACACGUAAACAAUAUUCAGCCCGCUUCAUUGGCUCGUUCGUGGCCGAUCUCCACCGUACCAUCAUGUAUGGAGGCAUUGCAAUGAACCCGAGGUCGCAUUCCCGGCUUUUGUACGAGGCUAACCCCCUCAGCUACCUUGUGGAACAAGCUGGGGGCCGUGGUACCGAUGGGAAGCGGCGGAUUCUGGAGAUCAAUCCCAUCGAGAUCCAUCAGAAAUUACCCCUUUUUCUCGGCAGUGCUGCAGAUGUUGCUGAACUCGUUAGCUUCGGAGACAUCCAGCAGCAGACAAGUCCUGAAGUGCACACAUUCUAGUCUAUUGCUGAUUUUCGGUCCAGAACUUGUAGCAAAAUUUUACUUCCGAUUCUAGGUCUGCUAGAGGAUAUGCCUUAAACUUCACAAUUCUAAUGUUGAGUGAUCCCUAUUUUUUAUUUUUUGUUCUCUCAAAUAAGGUUAUGAUCUAAGAUAUUAUCGCAGAUGCCAGUCUUUUAUUGUAGAGUUGACUGGUGAUGGCAUCCCUAUUGGCGGCGCUAAGGUUAAUAGAGCGACUUGAGAAGAAGAGUGUUUUGAGGGGUGGUUUAGUCUGUAUUUUGCGUUUGUGAUUUAGCACAGUCUCUAGCACAUCACAGAUGUUUUCCACAUAAAAGACAGCUCUUAAUUCCUCCACUUCGUUCCAAGACGCAAUUUGCAGGAUGUUGUACAAUUUUGGAUCUUUUGAAAUUCUCACUAUAUCCACUAGUUAAUUUCUGCUUCAGAUUGGAGCGAGAAGGUAACCAAAGUGCACAUUCUUACAGCCUAUAAUCCAAUUGGAACUGGGGUAGCUGGUAGGUGUACUGGUCUACUAAUGUGACGCGACCUCAUAAUGCAUUGGCGACGGCAGAUAAUGCUUCUGUACACGUCCGUUGUAGUCUAGAUGGUUAGGAUACUCGGCUCUCACCCGAGCUACCCGGGUUCGAGUCCCGGCAUCGGAAGCUCCCGAGUCUGUUCUGGAUAUCAAACUCAUUCACUUUUCCUAUCAUUU